UAUAAAAAGAUCCAACAAGUUGGCGCAAAAAGAUUGCACGAAGAAAGAGUUUGUGAAUCAGAACGAACUAGAGAAAUCAAAAAUUGGAUUUAGUUCGUUCGUUCGUUCAGUUUAUUAGUUCGAUCGAACUUAUUCCGAACCAUUCGACACAACUGUAAUAUGAGAAACUAUCUGUGUUGCUUAAACAUUCGCAGGCAACGAAAUUACGUUUAGUUUUAAACAAUUACAAUAAACUAUUAGCAUGUAACGAAUAAAAUGCAAAGAUGCUGAAAUAUAUUAGGAGGCAAACAAGCCGUCGGCGCAGCUCGCAAGAUGAAGCCGUUGGCAACAACAACAAUGUGGAUUUGGGUGCUGAUACAUGCGAUGCGACCGCAGCUCAGAAACGUCACUCGCUGCGCUCCACAACAAGUUUCUGUGAUGAAGUUUUCUUAGAGCAACUGAACACGUCGGAGGAGGCAGCGGCAGCGGUGACGGCGACGGCAGCAGCAACCGCCACCGCCAUGUCUAGCGAUGCAGUCAGCCAGUGUGGCAGCUUAGGCAAUGGUUUGCCCAAUGUGGGCGCGGAUGAAGAUAUUUUCAAGUACAAUUCAAGGCUUUCCAUGACGCUGGCCGCAAUUGUUAGUGAUCCCAAUUGCCUCAGCUAUUUUGUGCACUUUCUGGAAGCACGGAAUGGUCUACCGCUUAUCAAAUUCUAUCUGGACAUUGAGAAUUUCAAGCGAGCCGCACUCACACAACUGGAACGCGAACAGCUGCAGAAGCAGUCGGUGCCGGAGGAACAGGAGGGUGAGAGGCCGGACGCAUGCAGUGCGGAUGAAGCCAUCAACUCUGCAUCAGAAGAUCUGGAAGAGGAGAAUGAUGAUGGAGAGGAUAACGAUGUACCUGAGUUGAAAACACUAUGCGAUCUGUCCAUGCGCAAGCCACUGACAGACGAUGAGAAAAGCCGCAUCUAUGCGGAGACCAAUAAACAGAUCAGCAAAAGCAAUCGCCUCAAGGCCAGCUCGGAGCUGUCGCUGUGCAGCAGUACAUUGGGUGAGGCCAUCAGUGCUGCUAGCAUUAAGGAUGCUAUAGCCAUAUAUCAAAAGUAUUUGAUUGUAAAUGCUCGACUGUUUGUGGAGCUGCCGAUUGGCAUUUUGGCGCACAUUUCAUUGCUGCUUUGCGGCAAGAGUUGCACUGGAGAUGAGCUCGAGAAGCCCAUUCCAGCGAGCUGUUUCGAUGAGGCGCGCGACUAUGUGCUACAGCAGCUGGAACGUGAUCAUGUGCAUGGAUUUCUGCAGAGCAGUUAUUACUGCAAAUACUGUGUAGAGCUCAUCGAUGGCGCCCAGAUCAAUAUAUUCGAUGUUCUCUACAGCGAAGUGGCGCUCUUCUACUUUACCGAGUACCUGGAACAGCAGCAUGAACGUGAAUGCCUGGAAUUUUGGAUAACGGCCAUAAACUUUCGCAAAAGUUUCGCUUCGUCGACGCCCGUUAGUCUGGACCAGGCCCAGGCAGAUGCUAUGGUCAUUUACGAGCGCUAUUUCUCGCUUCAGUCAGAUUGCCGACUGUGGAUGUCGGACAAAAUGCGUUUGCGUGUGGAAGAAACUAUUUGUGCCCCCGGCCAAUUAGCCUAUGCAUUCGAUUUAGCACUGCUGGUGACGGCCACCUAUUUGGAGCAAAAGUAUUUCGCCGAUUUUCUCAAAUCCAGCACCUUUGCAAACUAUGUGAAUGAGCUAAAGGCCAAGCAGGGCGGCAACGAGCGGCCAUCUUUGACGGCAACAGUGCAGCACAAGUUAAGCCUGCGUCGGGCACCCAAAUUAUCGGCCCAACAGCGCCAUCGGAAAACACUUUCCAUGUCGGAUUGCACGCAUAUCUCACAGCACAACACGCUGCUGGCUGCUAUGGACACAACCAAGCCGGCCACCAACAUGAACAUCGAUUCUAGGCAAUUGAAUAAUCCACAAUUGUUGUGGCAGCGGCCCAUAAGUGGCGCCCUAAAAUUUGGACAUGUAAAUGCGCUGGGACGCUACGAACGAGACUUUGAGGCGGUCGAGUCGCAACAGAGUUGGUCAUUGAGUGGCAGUAAGCUGAAGAAUGCAAUGAGGAAACUCGUUAAUUUACCCGAGGAUCAUGUGCAGGAGGAAAUUGCUUGGCAGGUGGCCGAAAUGAUUGUUAGGGAUGUGACCAACGUGACAUUAAAUGGCCGGAACCCCACAUCAUGAAGUUACUUUAUUUAUCACGCGCUAUCUCUUUUUUGAAAUAUUUAUACAUGUCUCUUUAUUUGGCGCUCAAAUUUAAUUUUAUUGAAAUGAAUCUCCGCGCAAUUAGUUGGUGCUUAUGUUGGCAAAAAAUGCACAAACUUUUAGCUCUCAAAUGCUCCCAGAAGCUCGAAUACAACACGAAUCUUAAUAUCUCUUACCCCCCACCCCAUGAAAGGAAACACCCUAUAUACUCGUAUACUCCAAAAACUGUACAAACACUUAUUUUUAGUUCUUAAAACAGCGCUCUCUAUCUAAAGCCCAUUAACCUAAGUUUAACAAUCCUAAAAUUAUAAAGUGGUAGGCUUUAUAGUCCUAUAACAACUAUCUACUCAAAUUACUCGCUCAUUCGUUAUGUAAAGCGCACUAGAAAUUUAACAAAAGUUUCCUUGAUUUUGUACCUAAAACUACAGGUCUCUUCUCAUUCCGCUUUCUUGUUUACAUAGUACUCUAUAUACUUAUAAAUAAAUAUUUAUGAAUAUUUUUGCAUAAUGAAA
This is a messenger RNA of Scaptodrosophila lebanonensis, 2728 nucleotides long. RefSeq names its product A-kinase anchor protein 10, mitochondrial (gene pkaap). The coding region runs from base 264 to 2195 and encodes 643 amino acids. The transcript is spliced from 3 exons. The record is from RefSeq and is a predicted model, not a curated record. NCBI's taxonomy places the organism in Eukaryota, Metazoa, Arthropoda, Insecta, Diptera, Drosophilidae. Gene Ontology annotation, cellular component: plasma membrane. Gene Ontology annotation, biological process: intracellular protein localization.